Closterium sp. Naga37s-1 is the source of this 2053-nucleotide messenger RNA. Lineage: Eukaryota; Viridiplantae; Streptophyta; Zygnematophyceae; Desmidiales; Closteriaceae. The record is from the annotation of a GenBank genome assembly.
AUGAUGGCUCAGAUCCUCGGGGUGAAAGAAACCUUAGACCUGGAGGAAGGAUUUGGUGCUCUCGUGCAGAAUCUGCUGUCUGGUGGACUGGAGAAGGCGCAUGCAGAGAAGAAAGGGAGAGGGGGGACAGGAGUUGGAGGGCAGAUGGAGCAUGAUGGGAAUCAAGAAGGGUCAUGGAUGGACGGUGGUGGCCAGGAUGGUAGGGAUGGGAAGGGUGGGCAAUGGAGGGAGCAUCUGAAGGGGCAUGAGUGGGAGAGGUAUGUGGAUGGCAUGGCUUGGAUUCUGGAACAUGGAGCGGGAAAAGGGAGGGAGAUCCGGUGCAGCCACUGCAGUGAGGGGGGCAGCAGCAGCAGCAGCAGCAGCAGCAGCAGCAGCAUUGGUGGCAGUGGCAGCAGCCGCAGUGUGGGCGCGACGACAUUUCCCAAGGGCAUGUGUGUGAGUGGCGUGGGUGCGACCGAGUUUGCUCUUUCCGUUGCUGCUGUGCUGUCCACGCCAGAGUACUGCAAGGAAAGUGGCUUUUACUUCCAAGACGGCAACACUGCAAGCAAGGCACGGGUGGAGGAUGCAGCCAUUGAAACGGCCAGGGAGAGGCUGAGCAGGAUGGCACGGGGUGAAGGAGGGGCAGCAGGCAGAGGACAGCCCCCAGGGGAAGGAAGCGAGGGGGACCCGCUUCGGGACCUUCAGAGCUUGCUGGUCAGGCUCGGCGCCAUCCCCAAGCCUCUGGACCAAGGUGAGUUUCCCUUGGAGUGGGAAGAGUGGUCUCGGGACGAGGAAGCUGCUGCGAAGCUUCCUGAUGACGCCAGCGCGAGAUUCUUCCACCUGCGGAUUGUGAAGGAAGCGAGGGGGAAAGCAGGGGAGCGUGGGGCAGGAGAGAAGGGCGGACAGAGGUCAAAUGCAGGAGGCAAGAUUGGGACCGCGAGGGGGAAAGGAGGAGACAAAGGGAGGGGCAAGCAGGAGGGAAGGAGCAGAGGGCGUGGGGAAGAAGCGAGAGUUCGAGGAGUGGGGUGUGACUUAGACGAGAGGCUGCUACAGCAGCUGCUCACAAGGCUGCUGCCGCUAGUGCAGAGGAAAUUCCCCAUCGUUCGUUGCACUGCUGAUGCCGAAUUCCUGUUGGAAUUUGCCGGGCAUAUGGUGAAGCCACCUGCAUGUGCUGAGUGCAAGCAGUGCCUUGCAGUCUACAGCCGUAACAUCCCCUUCCUCGCGCUCAUUGCCAACUACGCCUACCGACCUGCCACCAUCCUUUUCAACCGCUUUGUAUCCAUCUUCCCUCCUCUCUCUCCCGAAUUCGGCCAGCUUGCUGCUCGUAUAGGUGUGCCGCCUUUCACUGCCAGCGUGCCUGGCUUUCUAAGGUCGGCUCUGGUGCAGACUCAGGCAGAGCUUCAUCCUGUGCUCUUCCUCUUGGCCGUGGCCCACAAAUGGGCCUCCCCCAUCCUGGGAACCACUGACCUGACGUACCUACACAGGCUGCGAGACAGAAAGGAAGAGGACGGGAGUGUGUGGGAAGAGGUGCAGAUGUGGUGCCUGGCGGUGGAGCUUGCAUGGCAGGGAGGCAUGGAGCUGGGGGCCGCCGCAUUGCGUUGGACGUGCAAGGGAAAAAAGGAGUGGGGCGGUUGGUUUGGAGCGGAGGGAGAGGAAACUAUGAGUGACAAGUGGCAUGAGCUGUGGAAAAAGGCUGCCGUACCAAGGUUCUGUGACGAUAUUGAAAGUGAGAGAAGGGUUUCUGGAUGUACCAGUGGGAGCAGCAGUCCCAGCGACAGCUUCGGAAGAAGCAGCUGUAGUCGCGGAAAUGACAGUAACAGUGGAAACCGAUGGACGAGGGGGGACGAUGGGAAGGGCAAGCAGGGGGAGGAGCUGGCUUAUUUGAAGCCAUGGCCAGGGGGAGUCAAUUUGCUGGCAUGUCUGCGAGAGAUGCUGCUGGGGGAGCCGUGCUACUGCCCUGCCUCCCCUGCUGCCCCUUCCUCCCCUGCUACCAGCACAGUUGCUGCCAUGCACCUUGCCACUCACCUUGCCAAUGCUGCUGCCACCAGUCCGGCUGCUGGUCCUGCCGGGGCAU